UUCAUCAAGUUUCUGAUUGGAAGGGUUCUCAGAGAAUUGAAAAAAGCUUGCUUGGACGUGAACGAGGUCUUAGUUGGAAUUGAUGACCGCAUAGAGGAAGUCGUGAAAUUGUUAGACGUUGGUGUAGAAGAUGUUUGCAUGGUUGGUAUCUGGGGCAUGGGUGGCAUCGGAAAAACGACUCUUGCCAAAGUCGUCUACAACAAGCUUGUGGAUCAGUAUGAAUCUUGUUGCUUCCUCAAUGACAUUCGAGAAACAUCCCAAUCCAAGGGCCUUUCGUCCUUGCAGAGAAAACUAGCCUCAGACAUUUUAAGGCGCGAGCACGAAGAAUUUGCUAAUAUCAGUGAAGGAAUCGCUGUACUUCAGAGUAGGCUUCGUGGUAAGAAGGCCCUCAUCCUUCUUGACGAUGUUGACAAUGUCAGCCAACUUAAGGCUCUUGCAGGAGACCUUCGUUGGUUCUGUCCACAAAGUAGGAUCAUCGUCACAACUAGAGAAAAGAUAGUGCUGGAUCAAUUUCAAGUAGGUAAUACGUACCAGGUCGAGCUAUUGGACGAACAUCAAGCUCUGGAGCUAUUCUCUAAGCAUGCAUUUGGAGAUGCCUUGCCAACGACUGAUUUUGUUGAUUUGUCCUUGGAUAUCGUUGAGAUUGCUGGAAAGCUUCCUCUAGCCCUCGAGGUCAUAGGUUCAUCUCUGUUUGUCCAUCGUGGACGCAGGGACAUAUGGGAGAGCACAAUAGAACAACUGCGCAUGGAACCGAAUAUGAAGGUCAAAGAGAAGUUGAAAAUCAGUUAUGACUCUUUAGAUCAUAAGCAAAAGGAAAUAUUUUUAGAUAUUGCAUGUUUUUUCACUGGAACAGAUGUCAGAGAUGUGAUACCCACGUGGGAUGAUUGUAAGUUCUUCCCUGCAGUCGGAAUCGAAAUCCUUCAGCUAAAGUCUCUAAUCAAAAUUUUGGAUGGCAACAAGAUAUGGAUGCACGAUCAACUCAUUGACCUCGGGAGACAUAUUGUGGACCAAGAAAACUACAAAGAACCGGAGCUACGGAGUAGGCUAUGGCGUAGUAAAGAAGCAAUUAAAGUAUUAGCAGACCAACAGGGUACCUCAAAAGUCGAAGCUAUGGCAAUUUUUCAGGAGGAAUCUCGUUUCAUCGUGAAGGGAGAUUGUCUCAGGAGCGAACAUUUCAAAAAGCUGUCAAAGCUAAGGUGUCUUCAGCUAGUCGGUGUUGGACUUGAUGGAAACUUUCAGCAUCUUCUGCCAGAGCUCAGAUUGUUGAGAUGGAGCUGGUGUAAUGUGUCUUUGCCCGCCUAUCUACAUCGAAACAAUUUAGUUGUGCUUGAUUUGUCGUGCAGCUGGAUUGAUGAGGAUUGGAACGGCUGGAGCUCACUCAAGAUGGUGAAGCUGAAAGUCCUUAAGCUCUCCUAUUGCCCAGAAUUAAGAAGGAUUCCUGAUUUUUCGGCAUUCCCAAACCUGGAGAGACUGAUGCUCUAUUUCUGUUUGAAUUUGGUUUCAGUCGAUCCAUCAAUAGGGCUUCUCAAAGCUCUUAACAUCUUAGAUAUGAGGAAAUGUCAGAGCCUAAGGAAGUUGCCAAAGCAGUUGGGUUCCUUGGAGGCAUUAACUGAGCUUAUCAUUGACGGAACAUUUAUACAAGAGAUACCUAUUUCAACAGGUAUGAAGAAGCUUGAAUUUCUAUCCGCAAACCAGUGUAAAAAUCUUAACCGAAUCCCAGAGUCUGUUGGGUCACUCAUGAAACUGAAACGGCUGUCACUGGAGGGCUGUUGUGGACUAAAGGAACUCCCGGACUCCAUCGGGCAGUUAAACUCCUUAGUUGAGCUACGCUUGGGGAAUUCUGGAAUAACAAGUUUACCCCGAAGUCUUGGAACUUUAGAGAAGCUUGAAUUGCUAGAUACCAGUUGCUGCUCAUCACAGGAGGGAGAAAUUCCCACUGAAGUUGAGAUGGUUGCGAGAAUUUCACGGUGUGCUCGGUUAGGCUUCGGACGGGUUAAGAUUCUUCCUGAAGGUAUUAGCAGUCUUUCUCGUCGCCGCACUCAUUACCGGAAAGGACGUCUUCAGACUCUCCCGGAGCUUCCCUCCAGCCUAAUUAGUCUAAAAGUUGAAGGUUCUACAAGGCUGGCUUUCCCGGAUCUCUCGGCCUUGAUUAAUUUAAAGGAAUUGUAUCUCUGCGGGGAUUUUAAGCUUAGUGGAGAAUGCCUGGCCAAAUUGUUUAAGUUGGAGAAAUUGGUUUUGAAGUCAGUAAGCAUCAUCAGCUUACCCGAAGAAAUCGUUGACUUUUCUCGACUGAAAGAAAUUGAUAUUUCUCAUUGUACAGAGCUUAAAUGCCUUCCGGUACUUCCCUCGAGCCUGUGUCUGCUGAAAAUUCGCCUCUGUUCAUCCCUGCAGAAGCUGCCAAGUCUUUCAAACUUGAAGAAUUUAUUGGAAUUACGUAUAGAUUGUUGCGCCAUGGUCACGGAGAUUGAUGGCCUUGGGGAUCUAGUCUCACUCCAAGUUUUGUGCAUCCAUGACUUCCCAGAAUUAUCCAAGUUAAAGAACUUGUGUAAAGCAAUUGAGAGCAUACCUGAUCUGUCGAGGUUACAGAGGCUAAAGAAUCUGAUAUUGGAAGGGUGCGACAAUUUGCGAGGACUUAAUGGGCUCGGGGAACUAGGAUUACUUGAACUAUUGAACAUGAAUGGAUGCAAAGCAAUUGAAAAGCUGCCGAAUCUAUCAAGGUUGCAAAGACUAAGGGUCCUGAGGAUGGAAGGAUGCGACAAGUUGCGCCGUCUAGGUGGCCUUCAAGAAUUGAAGUCACUGCAGAUCUUGGACAUCAGUGGCUGCAAAGCAAUCGAAGUGCUGCCAACUCUGUCGAAGCUGCAAAUGUUAAGGGAGCUGAGAAUGGAAGCGUGCGAGAAGUUACUGCGGCUAGAGGGACUCGAGGAAUUGGAAUCACUCAAUGUAUUGGACAUAAGUGGAUGUAGAGCGAUUGAAAAGCUACCGGAUCUGUCAAAGCUUCAGUUGUUGAGGUCUCUCAGCAUGGGAGAUUGCGAGAACAUUAGAGAGGUUCUGGGACUCGACGAGUUGAGUGAUCUGGAAGGAGCUACACAGUUCGACAUAUUUCUCAAGAGGCGUACUUACACUGUGGCCCCCGGAUCGCCGAUGAUCAACUUGGCCGAGAGUGAAAGCGCCAUUGUUUUGGCGAGGACAUAUGUGCCCAGAAGUGAUCUCGGUUCCGAGGAUGCAGUGCUGAGAGCGAUGACUACCCUCCUUGACAGUGUCUGGAGGUCUGGAGAGCAGCGAUGA
Molecule: messenger RNA, 3285 nt
Organism: Punica granatum (pomegranate)
Lineage: Eukaryota; Viridiplantae; Streptophyta; Magnoliopsida; Myrtales; Lythraceae
Source: RefSeq, a predicted model, not a curated record